AUGACGAAAAUAACAGAUGCAGCAACGAGACAGGCAGUUCAAAGUGCCUAUGACGCCGUUAGAGCAACUGUUGUGAAAAGUCAAGAAAAAGAGUUACAACAGACCAAAACAGACCUAGUAAAUGCUUUCUUAAGAACGAAAAGUCAGGUAGGACAUUACGCUGCAGAUGGAACAUAUGUGCCAGCUGGUGGAACUUAUAUACCACCAAACCCUCCAAGAGAAGCACCUGCACCAGGACUACCUAGAACAUUUACAUCGUCACAUGGACACAGACACAGGCAUGCACCAAAACCACCUCCACAACCAACACAACAACCAACACAACAACCAACACAGCAACCAACAGUUCAAAACCCUGCACAACAACAACCACAAACAGAGCAAGGACAUAAAAGAAGUAGAGAACAAGGAAACCAAGAAUUCUUAAAAAUGCUUAAAGAAGAGUGUGGUUUCCCAGAUAGUAUUGACUUUAGUGACAGAUAUAAAGAAGCUAUUGGAAAGUUCAAGGAUGGAAAUACUGACCCGAACCUAUUUAGCUUUAUGGCUCAGCACCAAAACGGAUAUAAUCUCAAACCUGGAAAAUACAAGCUCGCUAAGGGAUAUGAUUUAAUAGCAUAUCAUCCAAAUGACAUGGAUGAAUUUACUCCGAGAUAUUUGAUGUCAGAGCUAAAUGACAAUUCAACUUUCGUCAUGAAACGCGUAAAAAAUAGAGACGGAACGAAAGAACAAAAGCUUAUGAAUGCGGAUGACGUAGAUAGGGAAAUUGUUGAAAACGGUCUCGGAAUAUAUGAAAUGCCAGCAGAUGAGGUACAAGAAACUCCACAGGAAGAAGUUCAGAUACAACCAGACAUGGAAGAAAUAGUUCAGCAACAACAGCUAGAAGAGCCUGAAGGAAACGAACAAGUCCUUCCUUUGGAAACUAACUUCACAGAACUAGAUGAAGAUUUGGAACAGCCGAAAAAUCUUGACCCUCAACAAGAGUAUGCGGAGAAUAUGGAAUAUUUCCAAGAGUCUAAAAAAAAUUCGGCUGACAUAGUAGAAGAAUAUC
Messenger RNA from Trichomonas vaginalis G3, 1048 nucleotides. RefSeq names its product protein of unknown function, DUF4106 family. Lineage: Eukaryota; Parabasalia; Trichomonadida; Trichomonadidae. The transcript has a single exon. The record is from RefSeq and is a predicted model, not a curated record. The annotation marks the transcript as partial.